Messenger RNA from Daldinia loculata, 771 nucleotides. RefSeq names its product ribosomal protein L1p/L10e family protein. Gene Ontology annotation, molecular function: RNA binding; structural constituent of ribosome. NCBI's taxonomy places the organism in Eukaryota, Fungi, Ascomycota, Sordariomycetes, Xylariales, Hypoxylaceae. Gene Ontology annotation, cellular component: large ribosomal subunit. Bases 7 to 660 code for a protein of 217 amino acids. Gene Ontology annotation, biological process: translation. The transcript has 4 exons. The record is from RefSeq and is a predicted model, not a curated record.
GUCAUCAUGUCUAAAAUCACAGUCGCCGGAGUGCGUACCAACGUCAGCGAACUGCUUGACUACUCUCUCAACACCAAGAAGCGGAACUUCCUCGAGACCGUCGAACUCCAGAUCGGCCUCAAGAACUAUGACCCUCAGCGUGACAAGCGUUUCUCUGGCACCAUCAAGCUGCCUGCCAUCCCUCGCCCUAACAUGACCAUCUGCAUCUUGGGUGACCAGCACGAUCUUGACCGUGCUAAGCACGGUGGUGUCGACGCUAUGUCUGCUGAUGACUUGAAGAAGCUCAACAAGAACAAGAAGCUUAUCAAGAAGCUCGCUCGCAAGUACGAUGCUUUCGUUGCUUCUGAGGCUUUGAUCAAGCAGAUUCCUCGUCUCUUGGGUCCUGGUCUGUCCAAGGCUGGUAAAUUCCCUACCCCUGUCUCUCACGCCGAUGAUCUCACUGGCAAGAUCAACGAAGUCAAGUCCACGAUCAAGUUCCAGCUCAAGAAGGUUCUCUGCAUGGGUGUCGCCGUCGGAAACGUUGGCAUGACCCAGGAUGAGCUAGUUGGCAACAUCAUGUUGGCUAUCAACUACCUUGUUUCGUUGCUGAAGAAGGGCUGGCAGAACGUCGGUAGCUUGACCAUCAAGGCUACCAUGUCUCCCCCUAAGCGCCUUUACUAGACGCUGUUUCGGCAUAAUACGUCACUGGAGGACGUAGUACUGGUAGCGCUAGCACUUAGGAUUGUAGUCACAGCGCUCAGAUAGGGCAAAUAAACUGAACCUCCCAGACUA